AUGGCUACCGAAACAUUGCCCUCGUCGGCGACGGCAACGCCCAAAAUGUCUCGCUAUAGGAGUGUGAGGCGUGCGCAAGAACAGCACACACGGCAACCAGGUCAAGAAUACCAGGACCACACUUCGCCAGCCGUACCAGCAGUCCCUGCGAUGCCUCCAAUGCCUCCAAUGCCUCCAAUGCCUGUUGUGCCCGAAUCGCAGCCUCAAAAUGAUGCGUCCAUUAGCAGAAGCAUGAGUCGCUACCACCGCCGGCCGACUACCUCGCACGCGACCAGCCCGAAUCCCCCACCACUACGUUCGAAUACGAUCCCCAAUGCUCCACCUCCCCUUCUCACCCAGCUGCCGCCUUCCACAUCCCGGAACCGUGCCUUGAGCUCCCCGUAUCAGUCGUCGCAUGCCGCAAAUACCGGCCAGCGUCGCCCAAGAACCGCUAGGACGCGCGCAGAAGCCUCACCCCCGGUGUCCAAUGCGCCACAACAACAGUCACUCAGGGGCGAUGACAGCGCGCGAGAGGUCCUGCAGAGAGAGAAGGAGAGACAGCGACAGUUGAAGGAAAAGUAUGAAGCAGAGGCGCGCUCACAGAGGCAGGCCAAGCUGGCCGAGCUGGACAGAAUUGAAAAGCAGCGCCAAGGAGAGCAGGAGGCUACGCGACUAGAGGCUCAGCGAGAGAUGGAAGAAGCUGAGGCACUACGUCGGCAGCGAGAGGAACAAAAGGCCGAGCAGGAACGUGGCAGGCGGUUACAGAAGGUUGAAAUCCAGAAGGUGCUCCAACAAAGGGAGGAGGGUGUUCGCAAGGCAAAACAAGAAGAGAAAGAGCGACAGGCGACACUUGCAAAGCUUGAGCAAAAGGCCCGAAAGGCUCCCUCGUCGUCCCCUCCAGUGUCACCACCGCGGCAGCAGGAGGUAGGAUUUGGCAUGUUCAAGAGGAGAAAAGACGAGGCCCUGGGUUUAGAUGCUCCUGUACAAAAAUCAACUCCACCGCAGCUGAGUCUCAACUUCGAUCCCCAGGAGGAGGAGACUAUUAGGCCUGGCGGAGGUGGCGUUGUUCUUGGCAUUGAUGCUCCUACAUCUGCCGUGAAUGCUGGCGACAGGCGCGUCAAAGUCGUGUGCAAUGAGAAGCGUAUCCUGCUUCCUGUGACUCCAACCACCACCCCUCUCGAUCUCAUCAAGUCAGCGGCCACUGUACUCACAGACCCCAUUGACGUGCGCACCGCCGUUAUCUGCGAGUUCUUCACCAAAGUCAACAUCACACGCCCCCUUCGCAAUUACGAGUAUGUAAGGGACGUCAUGAACUCGUGGGAUUACGAUAAUCAAAACGAGCUUACCAUUAUUGAUUCUGACGUCGAUGGGAUCAAUCAGGACAGUUUGCUCUCCUACAAAGUCCCAGAUACUAGACCAGAGGGUGCGUCGUGCUUUAUCCAAUACUCCUCGAGACCUGGCAAGUGGAGUAAGCGAUUUCUCGUCCUUCGUCCGGAUGGGCAGCUAGUCAUGGCCAAGAACGAGAAGACGAAGGAAAAGGACCAGGAAAACAUCUGCACUCUCACAGACUACGAUAUCUACUCGGUGACGCAAUCGAAGCUAGCGCGGGUUAAGCCUCCCAAGAAGAUUUGCUACGCUGUUAAAAGUAUGCAGAAGUCCAACAUCUUCGCGGACGAAUCGCAGUAUGUUCACUUCUUUUGUACCAACGACCGGAACACAGCGAACACGUUCUAUACGGCGCUGCAAACUUGGCGCAGUUGGUAUCUCAAACACCAGAAGGGCGAGGGACUGAAGAAGAAAACCACCGCGCAACGCAAUGUAUCAGGGAACGCUGGGGCUACACAGGCGUCCUCUCACACGAGGGGCGAAUCGGUUGGAUCACAUUACCAACUUGGCGCAUUCUCAUCAUUACUUGACAUGGACAGUUUCAACAAGACACUAGACGAGAUUGAGGUCCACAAGCCAGGGGAAUUCCCAGACGAUAAGCCUCUCUCGAAGCUCGACAGUAGCGCGAUGCACGCGAGGAUGAAGUCGAUACGAGUAAAGCGACCACCCCCAAUUGCCUACAACAAGAACGGUAUGGUCGCAGAAAUUGCACCACCGCCCACUGCUCGGCGUCGGAGUAUUGAUCAGCAGGGCGAGGAAGCAUUUGCCUCUAGCGGUCUCCUCGGUCGUAGCUACACACAACGUCAGGCUGCUUUACAGACACGUGAACAGUCGGGUCCGUUCACCGAAGGACCGUCUUUACUGAACAGCAUGGGUCGUAUAGCCCAAGUAUCGUCAAACGACUCCGGCCUCAAGCGCAAUACCUCAGUCCGCAGCAACCAUCACCGGAGAACAUCCAGUGAUCUCCAACGCAGUGCUUCGAAACGUGUUCCCGGCAUGCCCGAGCCUCUGGUUGAUCUGACACCUCAGUACAAACCACCGCCACAGCAUCUCAACAAGGGCAAAGGCUACAACCCAGGAGCUAGCGCAGGACCUUUGGUCGAAAGUGCAACUUCAAUUGAGGAAGCAAUCAAAGUUCCCUCAUCAACAGACUGGCGCGCUGGUCGUCCAGGUACAUCGCGCGCCGCCCAUGGUACCUACGGUGCUGGUGGCCACGAACGUACGCGUUCGCUCAAGGGUCGUGGUGAGCCCUUGGCAGCAUAUACACAAAACAAUCAUCUCGGUGCUCCAGAAGAUGACAGCAGGGCGUUUACGGGAGGCGGUUUGCUAUCUCAAGCUGGCUAUUCACAGGGAAAAGACACAGUGGGUAGGGGCGUUAUGGACGGUAGUAGGGCUAGGGGCCCGAUGGUAAACCUCUCAUUAAACAACGAGUUCGCACAAGGCAGCUUGCUGAGUGCGCUGCCUAACGCUGCUCCUGUCAUUGAUCGGAGUGGUAAGUAG
Molecule: messenger RNA, 2865 nt
Organism: Alternaria atra
Lineage: Eukaryota; Fungi; Ascomycota; Dothideomycetes; Pleosporales; Pleosporaceae
Exons: 2
Coding region: 1-2865 (954 amino acids)
Source: RefSeq, a predicted model, not a curated record